This is a messenger RNA of Heterocephalus glaber (naked mole-rat), 3084 nucleotides long. RefSeq names its product far upstream element binding protein 3 (gene Fubp3). NCBI's taxonomy places the organism in Eukaryota, Metazoa, Chordata, Mammalia, Rodentia, Bathyergidae. Gene Ontology annotation, molecular function: RNA binding. The record is from RefSeq and is a predicted model, not a curated record.
AGCCGAGUGGCGGCGGCGGCGGCGGCGGCGGCGGCGGUGGUGGUGGUGGUAAUGGCGGAGCUGGUACAGGGGCAGAGUGCUCCGGUGGGCAUGAAAGCCGAAGGCUUCGUGGACGCUCUGCACCGGGUCCGGCAGAUUGCUGCUAAAAUUGAUUCAAUUCCUCACUUGAAUAAUUCCACACCUCUAGUGGACCCCUCAGUGUACGGAUAUGGAGUACAGAAGCGGCCCUUGGAUGACGGAGUAGGUAACCAGUUAGGGGCCUUGGUACAUCAAAGGGCGGUCAUAACAGAAGAAUUCAAAGUGCCUGAUAAAAUGGUUGGGUUUAUUAUUGGCAGGGGAGGUGAGCAGAUUUCACGAAUUCAAGCAGAAUCUGGUUGCAAAAUUCAGAUUGCUUCAGAGAGUUCUGGGAUUCCAGAGAGGCCCUGUGUACUUACCGGAACCCCAGAAAGUAUUGAACAAGCCAAGCGACUCCUGGGGCAGAUCGUGGACCGCUGUCGGAACGGCCCUGGCUUUCACAAUGAUGUAGACGGCAACAACACGAUCCAGGAAAUUCUUAUCCCAGCAUCUAAAGUGGGGCUGGUCAUCGGCAAAGGAGGAGAAACAAUCAAGCAGCUGCAGGAGCGCACGGGGGUGAAGAUGGUCAUGAUCCAGGACGGCCCGCUGCCCACGGGCGCAGACAAGCCUCUCCGCAUCACUGGGGACCCCUUCAAAGUCCAGCAAGCGAGAGAAAUGGUACUAGAGAUCAUCCGAGAAAAAGACCAGGCUGACUUCCGAGGUGUGCGUGGUGACUUCAGCUCCCGGCUGGGAGGAGGCAGCAUAGAGGUGUCUGUGCCUCGGUUCGCUGUUGGGAUCGUGAUAGGAAGGAACGGGGAGAUGAUCAAGAAGAUCCAGAACGAUGCAGGUGUGAGGAUUCAGUUUAAACCAGAUGACGGGGUUAGUCCAGAAAGAGCAGCCCAGGUCAUGGGCCCUCCAGACCGGUGUCAGCACGCAGCACACAUCAUCAACGAGCUGAUCCUCACGGCCCAGGAAAGAGAUGGCUUCGGAGGCCUAGCAGUAGCCAGAGGUAGAGGCCGCAGCCGAGGCGACUGGAACAUGGGGACUGCUGGUGGCGUCCAGGAGAUCACAUACACCGUGCCGGCGGACAAGUGUGGCCUCGUCAUAGGCAAAGGGGGCGAGAACAUCAAGAGCAUCAACCAACAGUCAGGCGCACACGUCGAGCUGCAGAGGAACCCCCCUCCCAACACUGACCCCAGCCUGCGGAUAUUCACCAUCCGGGGCGUCCCGCAGCAGAUCGAGGUGGCCAGACAUCUCAUAGACGAGAAAGUGGGCGGAACCGGCCUCGGUGCCGCUGGAGCCUUCGGACAGAGCCCCUUCAGCCAGCCGCCUGCCGGCCCCCACCAAAACACCUUUCCUCCGAGGGGCUCAGGCUGCUUCCCCAACCUCGCUGCUAAGGUGAACGGAAACCCCCACAGCGCCCCCGUGAGUGGCCCUCCAGCCUUCCUGACCCAGGGCUGGGGCAGCACCUACCAGGCUUGGCAGCAGCCCACACAGCAGGUCCCAAGCCAGCAGAGCCAGCCGCAGAGCAGCCAGCCUGACUAUGGCAAGGCCUGGGAGGACUACUACAAGAAGCAGAGUCACCCGGGUCACGCCGCCAGCGGGGCUCCUCAGGCCAGCUCACCACCCGACUACACAAUGGCCUGGGCGGAGUACUACCGGCAGCAGGUGGCCUUCUACGGGCAGACACUAGGGCAGGCACAGGCCCAUAGCCAGGAGCAGUAGAGCCGCCCGCCCACCGCUCCCCACCACGCUCCCCGCAGUUCAGCGAGGAGGCGGCCUGUUCGCCACAGAGGUUUCGAUGAAGAACCCAUGUUUUGUUCUGUGAAACACUAUAUUUAGAUUAACAGAGUAUUUCUAAAAAUCAGGAAAAUUAGUUACUAAAAAUUGCUGAUAAUUUUUGCUUCAUUGUUUCUGUUUGUUAUUUCAAAUGUGUGAGCUCUGGGAUUCUUUUCAGGCCAGAGCGCGCCUUGGAGCAGACAUUUCAACAUGGUGAUUUUUGUUUUGUUUUGUUCUGUUUUAUUUUGUUUUUGUCUUUUUAUUUACAGUUUUUUUUUCUGUUGCAACAGAAAGUGGCUUGGAAGUCUUAGGUAGUAUGUAACAAAUUCUUUAAAAAUUUUUAAACAGUAUUUAAAUAUUCUUAAAUGUGUAAAUUCAUUAAGUGUUUUUACUUCUAAUUUCUUGUAUCUUGGCUAUCUGGUUUUAUUGCAUUUUUUAAAAACCUGAACUAUUAUGUAUUGUAAUUAAUUAUGUGAAUUCUGAAUUGAGACAGAUAAUUGUAUUGCUGUCCAACAGGGCUUGGGAGGGGACAUUUUGUAGGGUUUGUAUAAUUUCUAGAGUUGUAAGGGGUAAUAUAAACAUGUGUGGAUGUGUUUAGCAGACGUUUUUUUCAUGUCUCAUUACCGGUUGCAAUUGUGUAUCUAAGACCUCCAAGCUGGUUUUAAAAACAAAACAAAAAACCUUUAUUCUCUCAGAAAUAUAAAUACUGUUAUUUUUAAUAUUAAAAAGAAAUUCAGUAUAACUUUUAACAAACACUGUGGAACAUUAAACCGUAUAAAAAUGUAGUAACUAUUUUUUAAUUCCAAGGUGUUUUUUGCUUUUUUCUUUUAAAUAUUUUCUUAAUAUUUGUCAGAUUAACUAGAUGAAUAAAUAAACCUAGUAUUAACCACAGUAUGAAUUAAAUAAUUGUGAUUUAAUAAAGGGAUGAUAUGAUUUCUGAUGUUUACUGUAGCGUAUCUUGUACAGAUAACAUGUAUUUUUAAAGGAAAAAAACGGAAUCGAAGCUAUUUUUUCUUGCAUUUUUUUCUUGACCUGAAGGACAUUCCGUUUGAAAUGUACUGAAGUUAGUUUCUGGUUUUUCCUCCUUAUUUUCCUUACAAUGCUUGAAAUGUCUAACUAUUAAAAAGGAAUUGGAGAAUGUUAUGCAUGUUGUUUUUAAAAGGUGUUCUUUUUAUUUGACUGACAAUUCAUUUUCCACGCUAUAUAAUAAAAUCUCCACAAGACGUGGGUCCUGUGGACGCAGCAUCUCUG